Molecule: messenger RNA, 1468 nt
Organism: Xenia sp. Carnegie-2017
Lineage: Eukaryota; Metazoa; Cnidaria; Anthozoa; Malacalcyonacea; Xeniidae
Product: ras-related GTP-binding protein A-like
Exons: 9
Coding region: 272-1183 (303 amino acids)
Biological process (GO): regulation of autophagy; cellular response to amino acid stimulus; cellular response to starvation
Cellular component (GO): lysosome; Gtr1-Gtr2 GTPase complex; nucleus
Molecular function (GO): GTP binding; GTPase activity
Source: RefSeq, a predicted model, not a curated record
AUCACUGCACUCCUCCGUGUGUCAAAAACGAGACCGAUAUUUGAUACUCUGUUUCUGACCCCCAUACAGUGUGAUACAGUUCAGUGACACCAUCAAACAAUCACAUGAUAGGACAGCAAUGACAGAAUGUGAGGAUAUUAUCUUUUGUCAAGCCGAUCUACUAUUUUUCAAUAUUCAAACCGUUGUGAUAGUUUCUUCAACGGAAAUAUAUUUACAUGUAUUGUAGUUGAAUUACUAUUGAAGUACUGUAGUUGAACUAUUGGGAGUCAAGAUGAACAAGAAAAAGGUGCUUCUUAUGGGUAAAAGUGGCUCAGGAAAGACCAGUAUGAGGUCCAUUAUUUUUGCAAACUAUAUAGCUCGUGAUACCCGUCGUUUGGGAGCUACAAUCGAUGUUGAGCAUUCUCAUGUGAGAUUUCUUGGAAAUUUGGUGUUAAAUUUGUGGGAUUGUGGUGGUCAGGAAGCCUUUAUGGAGAAUUACUUUGCCAGUCAAAGAGACAGUAUAUUUCAGAAUGUUCAAGUGCUCAUUUAUGUCUUCGAUGUCGAAAGCCGAGAACUCGAUAAGGACAUGCACUACUAUCAAUCGUGUUUGGAAGCAAUCCUCCUUAAUUCUCCGAAGGCGAAAAUAUUUUGUCUUAUUCAUAAGAUGGACUUGGUUCCGGAUGAACAAAGAGAUGAAAUAUUUACCGAGAGACAGAGUGACUUGGAACGUUUAUCAAAGCCUUUGGAAUGUACUUGUUUUAGGACGUCAAUUUGGGAUGAGACGCUCUACAAGGCGUGGUCGUCCAUUGUUUACCAACUUAUUCCAAACGUUAGUGAGCUUGAAGAUAAUUUAAGUAAAUUUGCCGACAUCAUCGAUGGCGACGAAGUUCUUUUGUUUGAACGUGCGACGUUUUUAGUUAUAUCGCACUGUCAGAGGAAAGAACAUAAAGAUGUGCACCGCUUCGAGAAAAUCAGUAAUAUCAUUAAACAAUUCAAAUUGAGUUGUAGCAAACUGCAUGCUCAUUUUCAAAGCAUGGAAGUACGAAAUUCAAGUUUUGCUGCAUUUAUCGACGUGUUCACGGCGAAUACUUACGUCAUGGUUAUCAUGUCCGACUCCAGCAUUUCAUCCGCUGCCACUCUGAUUAACAUCCAAAACGCGAGAAAACAUUUCGAGAAACUGGAAAAGAAACCUAUGAAUACCUAACGAUAACAAAUAUUUGCUAUUAUGAAAUGGCAGAUUUGCACUUGCCGUUUCGUUCCUUAUACUAUAUAUAUUAGAGCCUGACUGGCUGGCCCUCUCACUAAUUCGAUUUUCUUGUUUGCGUGGGGAAAUCCCCUGCCAGAUGAGUUAUUUAAUGAUGUUGGUGCACCGUUCGACAAAUGGUAGUCUAUGAAACUGAUUAUCUUUUUGAAAGAGUGCACCAGCUCAAAAUUUAAUAUUUGUAUUUAUACAAUUCAAUAGUAAAAUAGAAACAUUGCACACAUUUUU